CUCGCUUGCUUCCAUCAUCUUUUAGGCCGGUUCCUUGCCAUUUCGCCUUUUUACCCUUGCUUUUUAAUCACUGCCUGCUCUCGUCCUAUACUGCGUUUACGCACUUGAUCGACGUGAGCAAUCCAUUCGACACACCAACCCACACACAAACCUGCUUGCCUGAUGAUCAGCCCUUGGUUGGAUUCAACGACCCUUUCGACCAGUUUGCCUCCUCCUCCUCUUCUAUUUGCCCGCCCUCCACUUCUCUCUCCUUGGGCCCGGCUUUUCCCACCGUCCCCGCCGCCUCGAUGUUUCUGACCGCGACAGAGCCAAGAGGCCGCCUCGAAAAGUUGCAGCAGCACAAAAAGCCUCCGGUACCAUCGCCCUCCUCGCGAGGGCCGGUAGAGCAGCAGGUCAGCGUCGAUUUGAUCUCCUUCGACGCUGGCGACCAGAUCUCAUCCGACCUGUCCGGUGGGCAGGACGAAAAGCGCCAUCUGCAUGAGAUCGAGGCGAUCGCCCGCCUCGAUUAUCUCUCCGUAUCGCCGCCGUCAGUGCAGUGCUCGUCCCCACCGACUCCACACUUUGCUCCGGCUGAGCCACAACAGCCUACAACCUCCUCCUCGCCUAACCACGGCCUGAUUGUGGCCGGUAUGGAGCCGAUGAGGCACCAAAAGGAGCGGACAAAAGAGCGUCCUGAGGCAAAGAACAAACGGACUAGCCGAAGGAAGAGAGAAGACGAAGUUGUCCUGGCUACAGAUGCGACGCCGGGCGAUAGCGACUAUCCGGUAAACCUAUAUAGG
Messenger RNA from Protopolystoma xenopodis, 779 nucleotides. Lineage: Eukaryota; Metazoa; Platyhelminthes; Monogenea; Polystomatidea; Polystomatidae. The record is from the annotation of a GenBank genome assembly.